UUGACAUGAUUCCACUACGUUUUUGCAGAGUUUAAAAAUCAUCGUUCAAUGGCAUCCGCAACUGAUCAAAACAAUUUUACUAUUUGUUCCAUUUGUUUCGAAAAAUUUAGAACACCAAGGAUUUUGCCCUGUUCGCACAUCUUUUGUCACAGUUGCAUUUCAUCGUAUAUAGUGAGCUCGUGCAAAUCGAAAGAGGCACCUGUGGGAUUUUCUUGUCCACUUUGUAGAGAGUUCGUCCCAGCACCAGCCGGUAUAGGGAAACCUGAAACAUGGGCAGAAGGUUUACCCGUGUGUAAAAUUCUAGACAAACUAUCCACAAGUAAAGAAUCCAGCUUGUGUGCUGCGUGUCAUCGAGAAAAUGAAGAGGAAGAGGCUACGGACAUCUGCAUCACCUGUGAGGAAGCAAUUUGUGCGAAUUGUGCUAAAUAUCACAGGCGAAAUUUAAUAACGUCCGUUCAUGUUGUUGUCCCGUUGAAGGAACCUAGCUUAGUGUUGCAGAGUGUUAUAUCAUCUGUAAAAAAUGGGAGUUGUCCAGAACACCCUGACAAAGAAGUAGAACUACAUUGCGGGGAGCAUCGCAGGGCUAUGUGCACUCUGUGCGCAACCACUGAGCACAGGAAAUGCCUCGAUGUCCAAACCAUUCAAUCUAUCGCUGAAAAAACAAAGAAGGGUGGCAGUCUGCAAAAAUUGCUAAGAAAGGUGAAUAAUUAUGAGCAGGAACUGCUAAUGGUCAAGAAAAAGCAAGAAAACAACCUCAGUGAAAUAGACAGCACAUCAGACAGUAUACUGGAAGAAACCAAAAAGUUAAGAAUGGAAGUUAAAGCUCAUCUGGAUAAGCUUGAAAAUGAACACUUAAAUGAAUUGAGUAAAGUUACAAAGGAGAGCAAAGACAUGUUAAAUAAAAAUAUUGAUUCUGUCUCAGACAGGAUUCACUUCAGCAGACACUGUAUACAGAGACUUCAGAACCUGGAGGAUGCGAGUGAUGCCUGCUUUAUGAAGGAAUACCACCAUGUCGGAGAAAAGUUUGAGAUGCUUAAAUUGGAAACUGUGAAUUUGAAAGAACAUGAAAUAAAGCUCAAGUCAAAUAUAUCAAAAGAAUUAAGAAAAUUAAAACAAGUGGAAAGGUUUUCCAAACUUGAAGUUUUACAUUCACGGAAACAUCUACUGAACAGGAGGGACAUUGAGGAUGUGUCAUUUUCUCUGAUAUAUGAGGUUCAACUUCCUGAUGCCAACAUUUGUGGUGGAAAUUUCAUUUCAGAUGAAGUGAUUGCUCUAGCAAAAUAUAAUUCAACCAAGAAAGGUCUCUGGCUGGCUGGAUUGAAACGUAACACUUGGGAUAAAGUUAGGGAGAGUGAUACAGAUGAUACUUAUUUUGACGUGCAACAUUCAGACAAUGAAUUAUACAUUACAAACCAGACAAACAGAAGUGUGAUUGUCAUGUCAAGCAAUGAUUUUACCACGGUGAGAGAAUUCAUAAUGCAAGAUAAUUUGGUGCCUUAUGGCAUAUCCAUCUGGGAAAAUUUUGUUUUUGUUGCUUGUCAGAUUGCAAUUUUGAAAUACGACUUACAGGGAGAGUUGGUUUACAGAUACCCAGUUGAAAAGUCUUCUCUGUACGUGGCAGUGACUCGUCGCAGCCACAUUGUGCACAGUAAUGUAAAAACGGACACUGUGACCUGCAUCGAUGAGAAGGGGGUGCCCCUGUGGAAGUAUGUCAGCCCAAAGCUCAGUGGUCCCUGCAGUGUGGAUAGAGACGCGCUCGAUAAUCUAUACGUGGGUGGAUCCAAGAGCAAUAAUGUCCACAUACUGUCCAGCUUUGGCUCUCUGAUCCGGGUCUUGGAAUGUAUCCCCUGCCCUGCUUUCAUGAAAGUCAGUGAAAGAGGAGACAUGUGCUGUGUGUGCAGCAGCUGGAAGAACAUCAGAGUGUAUGAAAUCAAAUGAGACACAAAGCAUUCUGUGGGAUUAUCUGCCCCUUUUACUGCUCCAUCUGUCUCUCUCUUGGUUGCUUUUUGACUAUGUUGAUAUGGAGUAAGAUGCCUAUGCAGUUUUACUCCUCCACCCUAAAUUCAAGUCUGUAAGAUGUUGUUUUUAUUAAACUACCAGAUCUUGACAAUGAAUAAAUUGAUAGAUUUAUUUGGUAUAAACAACUGGUAGCUUUUUUUUUCUAAACCAAAAUGAAGAGGAGUUCAACUAUUGAGUAUAAAUCAAUGUUGAAUACAAUAUGUUUGCCAAUGAAUGCUGCUUGCACACCAUGCCUUUACUUCCUGUUGUAGUGUAAAGAUUUGAUUAAAACAUUAGUGUUUUGCUUAAAUGUUUGCUCAUGUUCAGAGAAUGAAAACAAUGUUGGUGUGUGGGGUCCAGACCACCCGACUCCCUCAAGAUCUGAGCAUGUCCUUUAAAA
Molecule: messenger RNA, 2398 nt
Organism: Magallana angulata
Lineage: Eukaryota; Metazoa; Mollusca; Bivalvia; Ostreida; Ostreidae
Product: probable E3 ubiquitin-protein ligase MID2
Exons: 1
Coding region: 49-1938 (629 amino acids)
Molecular function (GO): zinc ion binding
Source: RefSeq, a predicted model, not a curated record